AUGAGCCAAGUUAGAAUCAACGGGGAUACUGUUCACGUCACAAUCGCACCAUAUCUAGGUGGUAAAGGUACUUCCAUUCCUGAGAUAUCAGAAAUGACACUUACCCUCCCCGGUUUUCAUAAAGAGAAGGAAGCGGCUUUGCAAGCAGUGCAGGCGAUAUUGAAAGCUGAAUGCAAGAUACCGUUGCAAGGUAUAAUUUCAAUGGAUUAUUCUCGAAUCCCAGAAACGAAAAGUAUUGAUGAUGAAUGCGAAGCUAUCAUGUAUUCUAGAACAAAUCGUUCUCCCAACGUCAACAGCAUUCAAAAAGGAGAAGGAGAAGGUAUAAAGUAUGAAGGAACUUUUGAUGUUUAUUCUGGUAAAGUCAAACUUGGUGGUCAUAGAGAAAUCAUGAGUCAAGCUUCAGCAUUAACAGAAUUACUCAUUCCAUCGAUAAACGAGUCUGCGUUGUUUAAAGUUUGCGGGCAAGUCAAUUCAUACCUCAUCAAACGAUCUACUCAUCAGGAUCCUGAAUUCCUUUUCAGUAUGCAGAAAUCUGGUCGUCCAGUAGAAAUCACUCUGACAGAUGAGGAGGGUCACGAACACAAUAUUUCUGAAAAGCGAAUGAUAACCACAAACAAUCUGAAUCGUUGUGAUACUCGCAUUCCUACUUCACAAGAUUCGAAGGGCUUCUACAGCUGGAGUACCAUUAGAUAUAUGCCUACUGGUAACACGGUGAUUCAGCACCAUCGAGUUGUUGAUCCAGUAAACACUGGUUCCCAGUUUUAG
Kwoniella shivajii is the source of this 765-nucleotide messenger RNA. RefSeq lists its product as uncharacterized. Lineage: Eukaryota; Fungi; Basidiomycota; Tremellomycetes; Tremellales; Cryptococcaceae. The transcript has a single exon. The record is from RefSeq and is a predicted model, not a curated record. Bases 1 to 765 code for a protein of 254 amino acids.